GCUGGCAGCUCAGACCACCUUGGUACAAGACAAGAGCAAGACGUAACUCUCAGCUCCCAGAUUGUAAACACAACCAGUUGCUCUUCGUAUAUUGCCUACAACUGGUUCUUAAUUGAGAACCUGAACCAUAUACAACUCGACCUCUACAAGGAUUCUACCAUAGUGCAGACUACAUUAUCUACGGAACACUUGUAGUGAUUUUUUGAAUAGUGUACAGCAAGAGUUGUGUCAACGACUCCAACACCUUAUUCUCUACAAGACUUUUGCCUAGUAGUGCCACCAUUCCUUCAAGGAGUCCGCCGUCUACCUUACCCUUCCCCCUCCCUCAGUAGUGGCUAGCACGUCUAGCCCUUUAACACAACAGUCAUGAUUGCUACUGAUCUUCGUCGUGAGUCACUCAAGGCUACCAAGAACGUCCUCGGUUCUAUUAACUCUGCCAUCGCUGAUUCACUCGCCCACGGCAAACGGAGUGAUAUGCGGCUGCGGCUAGGCUGGCUGCGGCGCCGCGGGGAGGCGCAGGUGAGCGUCAGACCGCAACCUGAGGAGGCCCAGGGCUGGGCAGAGAGCUUUCACAACCUCAUGGCUUCUAAAUAUGGUCAAGCACUUUUUAAGGCUUUCCUGCAGCGAGAGUUCAGUGAGGAGAAUGUGGAGUUUUGGCUUGCAGUGGAAGACUUCAAGAAAACUCGAGCUGCUAAGAUGCCAUCUAAAGCCUCCAAGAUUCAUUCAGACUACGUGGCAGUGCAGGCACCCAAGGAGAUCAACUUGGACCCUAGCACCCGCGCUCAGAUCUCAAAGUCUCUGGACUGCCCAGACAAAUACAUCUUCGACGCUGCGCAGAAGAGAGUCCAGGCACUGAUGGAGUCCGAUGCUUACCUGCGCUUCCUGCAGUCUGAGCUCUACAAGGAGCUCCUCCACCCAGAGUCCUCACCCUCCAAUCCCGAGACGUUAUAGGGCAUUUGCGAGGAUGUGUCGCUUGUCACCGAGGACGACCAUGACCAGCCGUUGUCGUCGUCAUCGUCAUGAGAACAGAACUGAGGGACCAGACUAGAGCAGCAGCUACCGGAGGUUCAUACGCGUCCAGCCGAGUGCUGUGCCGCUGCUUGAAGCCUUCCUGCCGGCUUGACCAUUCCUCUGCACAUCGUGCAGACUCGUUUGAAAGCCGCCUUUCCUGAUGGAUAUUGAAACAUCCAACAUUUUUAAAGGCGAAAUCCUGUGAGAGUCUUAAAUUAUUAUGUAUUUAAUAAUUUAUAUUGUUAUUUUCUAUAUUUAUUAGGUGAAAAUAUUCUUGUACGGGAAGUUAUUUGUAAAUGAUAUUCCGAAAGAAUGUUAUGUAUUUACCUCAGUGUUAAGAGUGAGGCCAGUGUUGGAUCAAGCUAUGAUGAGGUACUGAGUACACGAAGAUACUGACGAGGAGUCUGUGUCAGCAGUAGUCUGUGUUACUGUACUUGCUGGAACAGCAGCAGCAGGGGGUAUGGGUAUAAUCACCCAUACUGUGCCCCUGAUGCAGAAACAAGUGUGGACAUCACCUCCCACGCUCCCAGACACCUACUGGAGCAGGUGUCAGGGCUCACUUGCUGAUGCUUCCACCCUGGCCCAUCUUCCACUCCUACUCCCCUCCUCCCUGAGGCCGCCAGCACACGGCGGCCACCCUGACUGUGAUACCCAGACGGGCUCUGUUGUGGGGCCCUGUACAUGCAGCUAGUCACGGUGGGGCCCUUGUGUGUGGGACCCUCUCCAGGGGCCCAGGCCACCACUCUUCCCCGAGUCACCUUACUACACCCUGUUACCAAAGACUUUUAUAUAAGAAGCUGUCAGUUAGCUUGAAUCGAGCUAUUAAUGUGUAAUAUAUAUCGUAAUAUAUUGUGUGGUUCAUGAUGCUACCUUGUUCUACAAGUCAGAUUAUGUAUGCGUAUUUUCCGCACGAACACAGUGGCUGCGGCCUAGUUUCAGCGUGUCAAGGAUGUAUAGACCAGCUGGGCUGAUGAGAGCUGUCAAGCUAGGCUGACAGUGUCAGUCUACAGUGAUAGCUGCUCCCCGGCUGUCAUUCGCGCCCGUGUAGGCGUGCACCUGUUUACCACCUCGCUCUCAGUUUCAUGAGAGCUUAGCACGGAUGUUGAUCUAACAGGCCUCAUGUGCACCACACACACACACACACACACACACACACACACACACACACACUCACACACACGACAUAUUUAAGUUACUGACGCUGUUAGCUUUAAGGUCACCAUUGUAACCUCUGAGGGCGGGCUCGCGGGCGUGUAUGGAGAGGGGCGUGCUUACACAUACACACACACGCCUCACCCUCUGCACGCCCACGCUCACUCUCUCACACGGUAAUGAUAAGUGUUAGGAGCACCAUGAUCACAUUCCAUGAUCCCCAUGAUGUACCUCGCAUGGCACCAUGAUGUACCCCACAUGCCACCAUGAUGUACCCCACAUGGCACCAUGAUGUACCCCACGUGGUACCAUGAUGUACCCCGCAUGGCAACAUGAUGUACUCCACAUGGCACCACGAUGUACCCCACGUGCUACCAUGAUGUACCCCACAUGGCACCAUGAUGUACCUCACAUGGCACCAUGAUGUACCUCACAUGGCACCAUGAUGUACCCCACAUGGCACCAUGAUGUACCUCACAUGGCACCAUGAUAUACCUCACAUGGCACCAUGAUGUACCUCACAUGGCACCAUGAUGUACCUCACAUGGCACCAUGAUGUACCUCACAUGGCACCAUGAUGUACCCCACAUGUUUAUUAUAUUUGAUUUAAUCGCGUUUGGCUGUUUCACGUGUUUAGAAGUUUUAGAACAGAACAACCCAGCCUCACUCCCAAGUACCACCAUUCUCUCUCCCCAGUACCAGUAUCACCACUCCCUCCCCAGGACCAGUACCACUACUCCCCCUCUCCAGUACCAGUGACACCACUCUAACAGUUCACAUGUACUGUUAAUAGUAGUUUGUGAUCAAAUUGUUACCAACUCCCCCCCCCGUCCCCCGUUGUAAACAAUGUGACCACCAGUGUAGAUAGUGUGACCACCCGUGUAGAUAGUGUGACCACCCGUGUAAAUAGUCUGACCUCCCGCCUUCCCCGUGUAGAUAGUGUGACCCCUGUACAAUUCUUGAUAAGAAUAGUUUACUAAUAAAGAUUUAUAAUAUGUAUA
Molecule: messenger RNA, 3164 nt
Organism: Cherax quadricarinatus
Lineage: Eukaryota; Metazoa; Arthropoda; Malacostraca; Decapoda; Parastacidae
Product: regulator of G-protein signaling 2
Source: RefSeq, a predicted model, not a curated record